Molecule: messenger RNA, 2525 nt
Organism: Diabrotica virgifera virgifera (western corn rootworm)
Lineage: Eukaryota; Metazoa; Arthropoda; Insecta; Coleoptera; Chrysomelidae
Exons: 8
Coding region: 103-2427 (774 amino acids)
Source: RefSeq, a predicted model, not a curated record
UGGUGGGUAUAUAAGGAGAGGAUGGAUAGGAAUAAGUAAAAAAUUUUUUGGUAUAUAAAUUAAUCGAUUAUUUCAACAUUUUAUUAUUUAAAAGAAAUUGUUAUGUACUUAUUUCUACUUGAAUUUUCCUCUAUACUUGCAAUUGCAUCAAGUGAAGAGUUUAUCGUUAACAAUGAAAAAUGCAAAAUUCCUGACUUCCCUGUCUUUUCGGAAGACGUCAAGCCCUAUUAUAAGAAAUUACAUUAUCACAGUUGCAACCAUUCACAGCUGUUGACUUACACUUCUGUAGAAAACAAUAAGGCUUACCUCCAUCUUGAUAGAACAAGCCUUAAUUCUGAGAAGAUUGAUUGCUGUUAUAAAUAUGUAACCAGAAAGGGAAAAAAAGAUGAACCGGACGUUGGUAUAGAAUAUUCAAAAUGUCACCCAUUCAAUUCAACAGUGGCUCUAGAAGGAAACAUCGUUUCGGUAAAAUGCGAAUUACCCAAUAAAAAAACAUUUAAAAAUGCUCAUUCCCCAAUAGUAAUAACUAAAGCUGUGGAAGAAAAACUUAAAAAAUUUAAUAAAGAAGCGAAGAAAAGACCCCUAAGUGUCCUGUUUAUGCUUAUAGAUGCUGUUUCUCGAUUGAAUUUUGAGAGACAAAUGCCAUUAACAAAGAAGUUUCUAUUGGCCAAUAAUUUUACAGAGUUUAUACCUUACCACAAGGUAGAUCAAAACAGUUACCCCAAUUUCAUUGCAUUAAUAGCUGGUCUUACCGGACGUCAAUCGGAAGAAAUUUGCAAACCCACUGUGGUUGGCGGUUUAGACAAAUGUCCGAUGAUCUGGUACGAUUUUCGAGACUUAGGUUAUGCUACUGCGUAUGGUGAAGACUGGUCCACACAAACCACAUUCAAUUAUGGGGGCAAGAAGGGAUUUAAAACUCCACCUACCGAUUAUUACUUUAAGCCAUAUAUGGACGCUGUUACUAAAUUAGGUACUAAAAAUUACGAUCGAAUGCCGUAUUGUGCGGGACCAGAAACUCAAGACUUUAUCAUCAACAAUGAAAAAUGCCAAAUUCCUGACUUCCCUGUCUUUUCGGAUGCCGUCAAGCCCUAUCACACGAAAUUAAAUUACAUCAGUUGCAACGAUUCACAGCUGUUGACUUACACCACUGUAGAAAACAAUACGGCCUACCUCCAUCUUGAUAGAACAAGUCUUAAUUCUGAGACGAUUGACUGCUGUUAUAAAUAUGUAACCAGGAAUGGAAGUAAAGAUGAACCGGACGUUGGUGUAGAGUACUCAAAAUGUCACCCAUUCAACUCAACAGUGGCUCUAGAAGGAAACAUCGUUGCGGUACAAUGCAAAUUACCCAAUAAUAAAAAAUUUAAAAAUGCUCAUUCCCCAAUAGUUAUAACUAAAGCUGUGGAAGAAAAACUUAAAAAAUUUAAUAAAGAAGCAAAGAAAAGACCACUCAGUGUUCUGUUUAUGCUUAUAGAUGCUGUUUCUCGACUGAAUUUUGAGAGACAAAUGCCAUUAACAAAGAAGUUUCUAUUGGCAAAUAAUUUUACAGAGUUUAUACCUUACCACAAGAUAGAUCAAAACAGUUUUCCCAAUUGCAUUGCAUUAUUAGCUGGUCUUACCGGAUAUCAAGCUCUCGAAAGUUGCAAAUCCACUGAGGUUGGUGGUUUAGACAAAUGUCCGAUGAUCUGGUACGAUUUUCGAGACUUAGGUUAUGCUACUGCGUAUGGUGAAGACUGGUCCACACAAACCACAUUCAAUUGGGGGAGCCAGAAGGGAUUUAAAAAUCCACCUACCGAUUAUUACUUUAAGCCAUAUAUGGACGCCGUUACUAAAUUAGGUACUAAAGUUUACGACAAAAUGCCGUAUUGUGCUGGACCAGAAACUCAAGGGGAGAGAAUCAUGAAUAUUGCCAAAGACUUUAGCACAACUUUUAAAGAUCAACCCAGUUUCGGUGUCUUCUGGAUGAACACCUUUAGCCACGACAGGCUUAGCUCUCCAAGUCGAAUGGACGAAAAAUUUAAAAAGUUUGUGGAGGAUUUAAAAAGUGAGGGAAUUUUAGAUCGCAGCAUGGUUGUAGUGUUUGCUGAUCACGGUUAUCGAGGACCACCAGUUCCUAGAUAUAAAGAUACUUACCAAGGAUGGUACGAAGACAGAAAUCCCAUGAAUUUUAUAUCACUUCCAAAAUGGUUUCAAGAAGAAUAUCCCAAAAAGUAUCAGAAUUUUAAGGAUAAUUCAAAGAAAUAUACUAGUACAUAUGAUUUUUAUCUUACGCUUCAAGAAAUAUUAGCAACGUCUGUAGAAAAUUAUACAAUGACUGGAAGCAAAGCGUGUCCAACUUGUCAUUCAUUUUUCGCAGAAAUUCCAGAUAAGAGGAGCUGUGCUGACGCAGGAAUUUCAUAUUGGUGCUCAUGUGAAGGCAAAAAAAAUUGAGAAAGAAAAUCUUUUAUAGAUACAUAUAUUGCACAUUUGGGUUAUUAUAUUGUACUGUUUCUACAUUUUACAAAAGAUUAUAAAUAUAAUUGUUCGAA